Messenger RNA from Lactuca virosa, 3022 nucleotides. The record is from the annotation of a GenBank genome assembly. NCBI's taxonomy places the organism in Eukaryota, Viridiplantae, Streptophyta, Magnoliopsida, Asterales, Asteraceae.
AAAUAGAGGGUACCCUUCCAACUUCAAAAUCACACAACCAAGAGUGAGUAACUUGAAGAAGGAAACAUAAGAAAACAUGUUGAAUUCUCAGAUCAACCAAACUCACUCUCUCAGCAACCUACUCCCACUGCAAAAGCCCUUCGUCGCCGGUGACGCCACCACACAUUCCUCCUCCUCGGCCUACUCACCCGCCAUUCUCCGCCAGCCAACCACCACCAAGAAAUCCAAUGCCACUCGCACUCGAUCCACCUCAGCUAGCAAAAUAAAAGCCAUAACAAUUCCGUUUCUUACCAAGACCACCGUCAAGGGUGUCAUCACCAUCCAACCAGCCAUCAGCUCUGCCAUCGCCGGAGUAGGUAUUGGCGGUGUUGCUGAUGGUGUCUCUGAUCUUCUAGGGCGGUCCUUCUUGCUCGAGCUAGUUUCCAAUGACCUUGACUCAAAAGGCAAGCAGAAGACAGUGAAGGCGUAUGCAAGAUACGAGGCAUUAGAUUUUGACAUUAACGUCUACACAUACAAAUGCGACUUUGAUGUCCCUGAGGACUUUGGGGAGAUCGGAGCAAUUCUUGUGGAAAAUGAAUACAGCAAGAAGAUGUUCUUCAAGAAGAUUGUUCUUAACAACAAUAUCACCUUCACCUGUGAAUCUUGGGUUGCUUCCAAGUAUGAUAACCCCGACAAGAGAAUCUUCUUCACCGACAAGUCUUAUCUUCCUUCGGAAACGCCGGAAGGCUUAAAGUCGUUGAGAGAGAAAGAUAUGGAAUCUCUUCGAGGAAAUGGGCAAGGAGAGCGUAAAUCUUCUGAUAGGAUUUACGAUUAUGAUGUUUACGACGACCUUGGAGCACCGGAUCAGAGCUUAAGUUUAGCUCGGCCGGUGCUCGGCGGCAACGAUCAUCCUUACCCUAGGCGGUGUCGUACUGGUCGACCAAUGUCUACAAAAGAUCCAUUAUCGGAGACGAGAACUUUGCUCCCGUUUUAUGUGCCUAGCGAUGAAGAUUUCUCAGAGAUAAAGGAGGUGAACUUUGGAGCGAGGGCAUUGUAUUCUGUACUCCAUGCGGUUGUACCCACUCUAGACGCCAUUAUUACAGACAAAGACAAAGGCUUUCCUUUAUUCAGGACCAUAGAUAUGCUCUACGAUCAAGGUGUUAAUGUUCCUGCUCCUGACAAUGGACUUAAAACUGUUUUGCCUAGACUCGUCAAAGGCGCUGUUGAUACCGUAGACGCCGUGAUCCAGUUCGAGACCCCUGCAACCAUCGAUCGUGACACAUUCUCGUGGUUUCGUGAUGAGGAAUUUUGUCGACAAAUGCUUGCGGGUCUCAAUCCAUAUACCAUACAGUUGGUGACGGAGUGGCCAUUGAGGAGUAAACUGGACCCUCAAGUUUAUGGGCCACAGGAAUCAGGUAUCACCAAGGAGAUCGUCGAGCAAGAAAUAAAAGGUUUCAUGACUCUUGAGCAGGCAUUGGCUGAAAAGAAACUGUUCAUGUUGGAUUACAAUGAUCUACUACUUCCAUACGUCAACAAAACAAGAGAGCUUAAUGGGACAACUCUUUAUGGUUCAAGAACUUUAAUGUUUCUUACUCCCACCGGAACUUUGAGGCCACUAGCCAUUGAGUUGACCCGACCACCAUCCGACGACAAGCCACAGUGGAAGCACGUGUACACUCCCGCCUGGGAUGCCACUGGAGCUUGGCUAUGGAAGAUGGCCAAGGCUCAAGUUCUCUCUCAUGAUUCUGCUUAUCACCAACUUGUCAGCCAUUGGCUAAGAACUCAUUGUGUGAUGGAGCCUUACAUAAUUGCUACCAACCGUCAUCUUAGCCAAAUGCAUCCAAUCCGACGACUACUCCUUCCUCAUUUCCGAUACACCAUGCAGAUCAAUGCUUUAGCUCGUUUAGCUCUCAUUAACGCCGGUGGUAUCAUAGAGUCGACAUUCUCUCCUGGGAAAUAUUCCAUGCAAAUUUGCUCCGACGCAUAUGAUCAGCUAUGGCGUUUUGAUCACGAGUCGCUUCCAGCUGACCUAAUUAGCAGGGGUUUGGCCGUUGAAGAUCCAAAUUCACCACAUGGUGUGAAACUAACAAUCGAGGACUACCCAUAUGCAAAUGACGGUUUACUCCUUUGGGACGCGAUCAAACAAUGGGCUACGUCUUACGUCAACCACUACUACCCAAAAGCGAGUCUAGUAGAAUCUGAUGUAGAGCUUACACAAUGGUGGGAUGAAAUUCGAACAGUUGGACAUGGAGAUAAGAAAGACGAACCAUGGUGGCCACAACUCAAAACCCAAGAAGAUUUGAUCGGAAUCGUUUCAACGAUCAUGUGGGUGGGCUCCGGCCACCAUUCAGCUGUCAACUUCGGACAAUAUGAUUUCGCGGGUUACUUCCCGAACAGGCCAACGAUGGCUAGAACCAAGAUGCCUAACGAAGACCCAACAGAAGAAGAGUGGCAAUCGUUCAUUAAAAGGCCUGAAGAUGCUUUGUUGAAAUGUUUCCCUUCGCAAAUCCAAGCUACACAAGUCAUGUCUGUUCUUGAUGUUCUAUCAAGUCAUUCACCAGACGAGGAGUAUAUCGGUGGAUAUAUAGAGCCGGCAUGGGCAGCGGAGCCGGCUAUCAAGGCGGCGUUUGAAGAGUUCCGGGGAAGUUUGGAAAAGCUGGAAGGAAUCAUAGACUCGAGGAACGUCGAUCCCAAAUUGCACAACCGAAGUGGUGCAGGAUUAGUUCCGUACCAGCUUCUCAAGCCAUUUUCCGGUCCCGGGGUGACCGGAAGAGGUGUUCCGAACAGCAUCUCCAUCUAGUUCCUUGUCUUCCACAAUAAAGGUUUUCGAGAUCUAUGGUCUGAUGGGUCUUUGUGAUAAAAAGGUUAUAAUCUAUAGUUUUUGUUUGUUUUAUUGCGAUUUCAAAUAAAUUCAUGUUGUGGUAAAACUUGUUAUCGUCAGCCUAAAGAAGCGAACCUAGAACAGAUCUAAGUAGGCUAAGUUAUUUAAUGCCAUCUUUUAAUAUCCAUCGUUCCACUAUCUAUACCAAUAACUAUACCGUUU